Penicillium taxi is the source of this 1455-nucleotide messenger RNA. RefSeq names its product MFS general substrate transporter. Lineage: Eukaryota; Fungi; Ascomycota; Eurotiomycetes; Eurotiales; Aspergillaceae. Bases 1 to 1455 code for a protein of 484 amino acids. Gene Ontology annotation, biological process: transmembrane transport. Gene Ontology annotation, molecular function: transmembrane transporter activity. The record is from RefSeq and is a predicted model, not a curated record. The transcript has 5 exons.
AUGAAGUUAGUACGCAGCCAGCCUGGGCCAUCUACCCACAAAUGGCGUUCCUCGCCAUGGCUCAUAAGCGGUUCAAUCAUAGUUGCUCUAUUCUCUGAGACAUUCCUUUACAGUUUUCUUGGUCCCAUCGUGAGCUAUAUUCUCGAAAGACGCUUACACCUCGAUCCCGCCCAAACGCAGACGUUUACCUCGGGGUUGCUCUCCCUUCACGGUCUGUGUUCGUCUGUUGCUGUACCGGUCAUCACACACUACGCAGAUAGAACGAGUUUUCGAAAAUCUUGGCUUCUUAUCCUUGCUCUAGUGGGAUCUAUAGCCGGUACUCUGCUGGUUGCAUUGGCUCCGUCAUCAUGGGUUCUCUAUCUAGGUCGUGCUCUACAAGCCAUCGCUGGAGCGGGCUCAUCAGCAACUGGUCUCGCCAUACUUACGGAAAGGUUUGCACAGCAUGAAACGAUUAUGGGAUUUGCAUCAACCGCGUUGUCAGCUGGUACGCGUAGCGGUCCAUUCAUUAGUGGAACGAUAAUGCAACUAGCAGGAUACUGGGCCAUGUGGUCGAUUCCUCUAACAAUACUGGUGCUGGAUAUCGUGGCUCGGCUGAUCGUUAUUGAGCCUCACGAGGAAGAGGAGGAACCGCACACUUCAUCAGAGUCCGCGACCCCAGUGCUGAGACCUCGCAAUGACGUUGACGAAAGUACAUUGCUCCUCCCAAACCCACGAUUGUCCAGAAGACACGAUUCCCUGAGUGGAUUUUAUCGCCUCAUGCUGAGCGAUGAACGAGUUCGAACUGGACUGGCCAGUAUGGUGAUGGACUCGACAUUGAUAGCCGGCAUGAUCAAUACCCUUCCGGCUCAUCUGCGUGAAAUAUUUGGAUGGGGCAGUUUACCCACUGGAUUGAUGUUCUUGUGCUUGCAAGCUCCGUCCGUAGUGCUAGGAGUCCCUUUUGAAUGGCUCCGAGAUCGCUACGGACCAAAGAUACCAACUACAAUCGGUUUCAUUGCUGGUGGCCCUCUGCUUUUAUUCCUGGGUAUACCCGGCAAUGAUCACUUCCCUUGGGCUGGUAAGAAUGCUGCCGGGAAACCAAUCUUCGUUGCUUGUAUGAUUGGAUUUGGUAUCUCGUCCAUUUUCACCCGUGGCGCAGGUCCUGCUCAAUUGAGGUCUGUGGCCAAUGACUUGCAAAGAGACAAACCGCAUAUUGUCGGGAAUGGUCGAAGUGGCUCAGUCUCCUCUAUGGUCUUGGUCGCCUCAAGUAUUGGAAUGCUGCUUGGGCCACUACUGUCCGGUGCACUCUCGGAAACAGUUGGAUUCUCAACCAUGAAUCUCAUCUUUUCUGCCACCUCUAUUGCCAUGGCUGUUCCAUCUUUCUUAUGCCUCGAUGGGAAACCUCCGUCCGAGAAUUUAGAUCAGGCUCCUUCAUCCGACAGUGUCUAUUCCUACUCAUCCCUUGACUCACACGCAUAG